AUGGAGUCGGAUUUGAAAUCUCUUUUUCUCUGUAGUUUUUCUCUGUUAUUUUUAAUGUUGGUGAAUGCCGAUGAUCCAACUGAUGUCUGCACUCAAAUUAAUUCCUGUUCGUGUCAGAAUUCUAAAGGAGUGAUAGAUUUGAGUCCGUUAGCUCUCUCUGGAGGAGACCCUAAGUUUAAAGAUCAGCAGGAUUCAUCCGGAAAUUAUUAUUACUCCUGGAACCCCUGUAACCCAUUUACAGAAGACCCAACCUCAUGUUCCGGUGUUAUGGGUUGCCAAACGGAUAUGACCAACUAUUUCAGCUUGGGUACACCGGAUAGUGCUAAAUUUACUACCGACACAUCAAAGGGGCUGAUAUUGCAGUAUUCUGCCACCACCGACGCCACGAGGACGCUGGAUGUCAUAUUGAAAUGUGAUGAAAGCAAAGAAGCCAGUUUGGCCGUGGCUGGUGAAAAUCCUCCAGGGAGUGCAACUUAUGAAAUGACGUUAACCAGUAAGUACGCAUGCCCAUCAGCUGGUGGAGGGCCGACCAUUACUGUGGGUUUAUCUACUGGUUCAUAUAUCACCAUCAUAUUUUUCGCAGUAUUUGUAGUAUACUUCAUUGCUGGGGUACUCUUUCAAAAAUUUGCUCGACACGCCAGUGGAAAGGAAAUUACGCCAAAUUUAUCUUUCUGGUCGGCGUUACCCGGAUUAAUAAAGGACGGUGUAUUAUUUACAGUUAAAUGUGGAAAAGGCAAAAGUUCAUAUGAUAAUAUUUAA
Messenger RNA from Lottia gigantea (owl limpet), 759 nucleotides. RefSeq lists its product as hypothetical. NCBI's taxonomy places the organism in Eukaryota, Metazoa, Mollusca, Gastropoda, Lottiidae. The transcript is spliced from 7 exons. The record is from RefSeq and is a predicted model, not a curated record. The coding region runs from base 1 to 759 and encodes 252 amino acids. Gene Ontology annotation, cellular component: trans-Golgi network.